Messenger RNA from Haliaeetus leucocephalus (bald eagle), 5603 nucleotides. RefSeq names its product serine/threonine kinase 35 (gene STK35). Gene Ontology annotation, biological process: autophagy; autophagosome organization; peptidyl-serine phosphorylation. Gene Ontology annotation, molecular function: ATP binding; protein serine/threonine kinase activity. The record is from RefSeq and is a predicted model, not a curated record. Bases 1 to 831 code for a protein of 276 amino acids. Gene Ontology annotation, cellular component: autophagosome; cytoplasm. The transcript has 3 exons. Lineage: Eukaryota; Metazoa; Chordata; Aves; Accipitriformes; Accipitridae.
AUGGAGGGGAGCAGCGUGGCCACAGCUGCCGCCAGCUCCUCACCCCGAAAGCAGACCUGCUUGCAAGCACCCCCUCGGAGCCCAACGGGCCGGGGUGCAGCUGCCUUCCCCGAGCAGGGUGAGAGGAUCCUGGGCUAUGCAGAAGAGCCUUGCUACCUGUGGUUUGUCAUGGAGUUCUGCGAAGGGGGAGACCUCAACCAGUACGUGCUUUCACGAAGACCAGACCCGGCAACAAACAAGAGCUUCAUGCUGCAGCUGACCAGCGCCAUUGCCUUCCUACACAAGAACCAUAUUGUCCACCGGGACCUGAAACCAGACAACAUCCUGAUAACUGAGAAGUCUGGCACCCCUGUUCUCAAGGUGGCUGACUUCGGGCUGAGUAAGGUCUGCGCUGGCCUGACUGCUCGGGGCAAGGAGGGUGGGCAUGAGAACAAAAAUGUGAAUGUGAACAAGUACUGGCUGUCUUCAGCUUGCGGCUCCGAUUUCUACAUGGCACCCGAGGUUUGGGAGGGACACUACACUGCCAAGGCUGACAUCUUUGCCCUUGGCAUCAUUAUCUGGGCCAUGAUUGAGAGGAUAACUUUCAUCGAUGCGGAGACCAAGAAGGAGCUGCUGGGGACCUACAUCAAGCAGGGGACCGAGAUUGUGCCCGUUGGGGAAGCGCUGCUAGAAAACCCAAAGAUGGAGCUGCACAUCCCUCAGAAACGCAGGACUUCCAUGUCUGAGGGGAUCAAGCAGCUCUUGAAAGACAUGUUGGCUGCUAACCCACAGGAUCGACCUGAUGCCUUUGAGCUUGAAACCAGAAUGGACCAGGUUACAUGUGCUGCUUAAAUUCAGGGCAGGGCACUGCUGUGCUUUGCAGCUGGGUUAAUUUACCAGGGACCCAUAAUCUCCAUUAUUUACGUGCAACGAGGGAAGUCAAAGAUAUAAGAGAAGAUGAUGAUACAGAAGAUCCCUGGUCUGCAGGAUCUCUGGCAAUGUGAAAUCUUUGGGUGUUACUUUUUGUUGGGAAGAGGUGUUCUGGGGGUGUGGGAGGGGUCUGCAGGGGCCUGUAGAAGAGCACAAGCUGGCAACUAUCACACUCACGAGACUUUUAAACAAGAUCCAGAGAGUAGAUCCCCUGCCCAGCCCUCCCCAUGUCUCCUGUGCUGCCAUUGACUCAGUAGAUGUUUCUAGGGAAGAUCUGGUUCCAUAAGGAGGUGGGAAUUGGCAGCCCAGCAGCGAGGUGUGCUGCCAGGCACCAGCUCCGAGUCCUACUGGGCACAACUCUGGGUUUAAAGCUAUUGCUUUCACCUAGGGGAAACAGGAGCAAAGUGAUGGCUAGGCUUGCACUGGGAGUGCAAUGCUUUAGAAAAAGUGAGUCUCUUGGGUCACAUGUUCCAAGCAGCUAAAUAAUUUCAUAGCCGGGCAGCUUCUGAAUAGCUGGAUGCUGCCCAGGCUAUGAGCAGUUGACAUUAAGAUAGAAUAGCAUAAACAAGCUGGAAAGCCAUUCAGCAAGGCAGGUCUUGAAUGAAGGCAGAUCUUCGUUCUCCCUAAGCUGGAUUUCACUAGUGACGUUUGUUACAGUCUUUCUAUUUAGAGGGCAACGGGGAGCCCAUAGGUACAUUUUCAGAUGGACAUCAUCUGCAGACAAUAGAAACAGAAAGCAGUCCACUUACUCUGAUUCAUUUAAUGCCAAACUUCAGUUGUUAGGAACAAUAAUUGGCAGAGAAGGAGGUUUGGCCUAAAUGGCUCAGGGGCUGGAUUCUAGCCUCCCACAAAACACUUUUCCCUGCUAGAUAACUAUCUCCAGGAAGCAAAAGGUAAUGCUGCUGUUUAGGUUUGGUUACAGUACAGUACAGCUCAGGUAAGGAGAUUAGAACCUCAGGCUGAGCAGUUAAUACUCGAUUUCCUUGCCUAUAUGUAGAACAACACUAAUAUUCUGGGGCUGACCCUGUGUUGAUGGUCUUUAGACUUUUCUCACUGUAAAUGCAACGUAAAGCACCACCUCUUCUCUACCCUGCAGGUUCUGAACCAACUAAAACAUUUCUCACCAGGCUAAAUCACCCGGCAGCGGUUUGGGGAGUGGGCUGCUCUGACCCAGCAUCGCUCACAAACUGCCCAGGUGCUCAGCCCUUACUGCAGCUGGAGCUGGCCAGGGCCACGGGCAGAAGAGGGUCCCUCCGACCCCCUUGUCCCUGGCUGUGGGAACUGCUCCUUGCUUGCAUGCAGGCUGCAGCUUUCCUGUGUCAUCACUGGAAGGUUCCUGAACUAGCAGCACCUCCUUGUGUCUACUCAGUGUCCUUUGCUGACCUCAUGGGAAUGAAUGGAAAUGCAGGAAAUUCAGGUGGGCUAAGGCAGAGCUAAAGCAGGGAAAGGAGGGAGGGGGUGUUUUUUUCUCUUCCGUAUAUUCCAGGACACAAAGCUAAGGCUGUCACUGUAGGAAGGCCAGGUCCCUCUUAGGAGGAUGAUGCCAGAAUGCUCCAGGCCAUCUGUCUGUGACUUGUGAAGGUUUGGACAGCACAAAUGCAGCACCAAGCCCCUGUUCCUACACUCCUCUUCUGUUUGUUCCUAGAGAUGCUUCUGUGGGCUGUGGCCAGCCACAGCCAGACCAUGACGGUACAGGCUCCUUCCCCCAGGCUGGUUACUGGGGUUUGAGCAGUUUGGGGUUGGUUAGCAGGCACUGUGCUCAGCCCUGGCCACAGAGCAUUCUCAGGGGCUUUGAACAGCGCUUUGGCUGCUCUCAUUUCUCUCUAACUAGCAGCAGAUCCCUGCAGUGGCUGUGCUGAGGAGCCGCAGGUGGGUUUCUCCCCCAGUUCCUGGGGAGGGCUUGCAGAGCCCUGCAUCCUGCAGAAGGGCUGCAGUGAGAUGAGAGCUGAACCCUGUAGUUCCCAAGUACAGUGUUAGUGCCCUGACCACCGGACCAUCCUUCCUCCACCUGACAGAGCCUUUGCUCCUGACUGUUGUAACUGUUAUAACCUAACCCUGGCUUGAAUGGGUGCAAUUAAGAGGGCUUUACCCUCCCAGCCCUGCUUGCAUGGCUUUCCCUGCUGGAAGGGCCCCUCACCAGGUGUUACCAUCCCAGUUCCUAGCAGGAGGUUUCCAUGUGUGGAAACCAAGCCUGAAACGCAGGACGUGGAGGUGGAAGGGGGUGAGUGGGUUGCUCACCAGGACCCCUGCCUCCAGCCAGCUGCCAGCACCCUGCUCCUCUCUGGGGACACAGGAGCGAGCCUGGCAGGCAGCUCCGAUUUGGAGAGCAGGCAGGCAGCAUCCAGGCAAGCCCUGGGAGGAUCAACCCUCUUUGGUCUGCUGCUGUUUCAGGCCAUCUUCAAACCACACGUCUCCACCUCAGCUUUUGCAUUGCAGAUGUGUUUUUAAAGCAGCUUGAUGUUAGUGAGCUAGACCGUAGUGCCUUACUUAGGAUUUAGCAAACACUUCCAAGGACAAGUCCUAGGGCUGCUAGCCUUUGGCCAAUGUGGAUGUUUCCCUGAUUAGUUUGUCCUUUUAAGAGCAUUUCUCCCUGAUGAUUUUGCUGCUGUUUGUGCUCGACUCCUCAGACUAUAUGGGAACCUGCCUUGUGUUUACAGCUCCCAGCAUCUCUCCUCCCAGUUACUUUGGCCCAGACCAGCACUCCCCCUAGAACAAGGUGGGAACAGGGAACAGCUCAAACCUGCAUGUGCUAUGGGAUGGAGGAUGUUUAGGCUUCUUUUCCCAGGUGGGUCUAUCGGGCACCUCCUGCCCAGCUCCUGCAGGCUGAACUUCUCCCUCCACUGUAGAAGUUUUUGGUAUUAGGAUGCGCCGCUGGGAAAACUCAAGCUUAAGCAAGCAGCAUCAAUCCUGCAGCCCAUUGCCCAGCCCAGGGCCAGGCUGUCUCCAUCUCUUCCUGGCCACAGUGAAGCCGAGCAUCCAGGUGCCAGGGGGGGCCUGAUCAGUGGUGGGGGGGGCCAAGCACCCUCUUGUGAAACCCUGCCACCCUCUGGGCUUGUGGGGCCCCAGCUGGUGCCUGUGCUGGGGGAGUGAUUGUAUGAAACUGUUUACUUCUGACUAUGCUGUUUACAAGAGGGAUGUGGGGUGGGGGGGGGGAACAAGCCAAGCCUCAGGAGGAUUGGGAAACGUGUUAUCUGCACCAGCCUACAGCAAGGCUGACACCGCUGGCAUUGUGCAGGUGUCACGGGGAUCUCCCAGCCAGCUUCGGUCCAUGGGGAGGAGAGAGCAGAGGUGGCUCUAGCCUAGAGGGGUUAGAUUAGCUCCCCCUUGUCCCCUUGCUGCUGUGUUUGAGGUUCAGCGGUGCUAGUGAUGGAUAAGAGUUACCCCUGUGGUCUUCCUUUACUCCUCAGGACCCAGCUCCUUCACAUAUCAGAGGCUCCCAGAGCCUUUCUGGAGCAAUAAGACUUAAAACAAGCAUUACCAUCGUUGUGGAAAUCCUCCAUUGUGUGCGUUGUAUGUUUCCUCCGUAUGCAGUACCGAGUCUGGGUUUAAGCCUGCCAAGCGUCAUGGGGCAACUGCUUCAGGGCACAAACUGGGACAUGUGUCCCUGUGCCUUCUGCAGGUCACAAGAGCAGGGAAACAGGUUGCUGCUUUCCUUCGUUACCCUGGGCGUGCGCUCUCCAAGCCUCACACUACAGCUGCCUGGGGCGAGGGGGGACUUCUGGUCCUGUUUUGGAGACACCGCUGCAGGAUGGGCUUGCCGUGCUCAGCCUCCCAUCCCAUCAGCCAGGCUGUGCAGGAUCCAAAGCUCAGCAGAGGAGCAGCAUCUGGAAAGCAGACCCCCCAGCUCCCUCGGCAGCGGGAUGCGGCUGGUGCUCAUCCUGCUGGCUCCCUCGCCAAGGUGCUGCCGGGAGCCAUUGCCCGUGGUGGGGAGGGCUGUGCCGGCGGCUUCUCUGCUGCUCAGCUGGUUACUGGGCACAUCGCAGCAUGUGGCCCUUCAUGUCCAAAGGCAUUUCACGCUUCAGAGCGGGGCAGCGGGUGCAGCUGGAAGGGAAAUGCAGGAAGCUGCUCUCUUCCAGCUGCGACCUGACAAAUCCUGUUUCUCUGCAGUCUGCCCAAGUGCUUUUAACUCUGAGGGUGAUGUCCAGGUUGCUGGAAGAGCUCGUAGGGGCCACAUAGGAGUGCUUGGUGUCCCCAUUCUGGCGCCUGUCCCCUCCCCAGAAGAUGCCCAGCCCACCCCGGGCCUUCAGCUCACUCAUCCAGCAAAACCCAGCACUUUUGCAGAGGCGAGCCGCUUCCCUGCCACACCAGGGAGGUGCCGGGGCCCCAGCAGUGCUAGGUGAGCCCCAGGACAAGGACACCCUGGCCCAGCCUUGCUCCAGGCUCCCCCUGCUCCCUGCAGCCCCUGUGCUGAGCUAGCAAGAGCAAAAGGCUUAAACCCAGACUCCAAACUAAAGAUAAUGAUACUAGUAAAUGAAUCUGUAUUUUUCUUUUUUUUGCACAGAAGCUGGUAAUCUAGGACCUAUGUGUGAACAACUUUAUAUAAAUAUUUUUUGUACUUGGUUUACUCGGGUUGGUAUGAGACGUUCUAUUUAAGUUCUUUAAACACUGUGGAUACCCUGAUGUGUAUGAGUGGCAGAGGCUUUGUAAAUUAAGAGACGUUUGUGUGAAUAAAGCUAUUUGAUGGGGUUGAAAAG